AUGCAGAGAACAGUCUCUGUAUCAAGUCAUGAUGACUCGGCAAGUGCAGACCGCAUCAAAGAAGGCUUUGAAGCAAUGCAAUAUUUACACGGAGCGCAGUAUUCUUCAUCGCAGCCGCGAGAACGUGCCCAGCUUGCGGAGCAGCUCCGGGCCGACGCCAGGACGCUAGAGACCAAGCUUCGUCACACUCAAAGGCGUAUCAACCAGUUGUCGCCUAUAGGCUCCUUAGCUCCCGAGACGCUCGGAAUUGUCUUCUCCUUCUUCUCAGAGCUUGAGCAGCCUCGAGCGUUCAACCAGUGCACUUCCGGCUCAUUGGGAUGGCUACGACUGAUGCACGUUUGCAACGCGUGGCGGAAUGUCUGUAUUUCAACUCCACAACUUUGGGCCAAUUCGCUUGGCAGGCUGCCCCGUGCUUUGCCCGUCUUUUUGAAGAGGGCAGGCGAGCAUACCCCACUCAGGUUCCACCUCUCAGACAACUGGGACACUUGGAUCGCUGGAUAUAGCUGCACAGCCGACUGCGCCGACUAUCGUCCCGAUAUGGUGAACGUGACUACUGAACUCUUAUUGCGAUCGAGACGCAUCGUUGAUCUCGAGUUACAUCUCCCCAUGUCAGGAGUUGGAACUACCAUCGGCGAAACCCUGCGCGAGUAUGAUUUUGGGGCCCUCACACACCUUCGUCUCGAGACUGCCGUAGUUGGCGGUUCAAGAACGUUAAUGCGCGCCUCGCUCGUCUCGCACAUGCUACGAACCGCGGACUUUGGUGGUUCUUUCAUACCAAUCAUUGCUCCGUCCCUCACCUUCUUGUCCUUGAAAAACAUCUUCGGUGGGCUUGAUGGGAAUAUGCUGCACGACGUGAUCCGCGCCAGUCCAUGUUUGGAGGCUAUCAUUCUCAUUGAUCUGCCUCGCGGAGUGCUUAAGGAGAAACCUGAGCGCCAGGCGGUCAGCUUGCAUCGGCUAGUCUACCUCCGUAUUUCAUUGACAGCGACUGGUGAAGAGAUCAACACAUUUGUGAGGAAACUGAAAACCCCUCGCACGGUACAGAUGGACGUUUGUUGGUGCUUUAAGCCAUUGAACAUGGCGGAUCACGAAGCCGUGCAUUCCAUCUUCAAGGCGACGUACUUGGAAAGGGAAGAAACGGCGCUUGAAAUAAAGAAAGACUCAAUCGAGCUGCGUACAUCUUUCUGUCGGGGACGUUGGCAGCAGCUGAAACUCUCCAUCACCCUUGGAAAUAACGGCUCCGCUGAUAUUCUACGGGACGCGUGCCUCGGUCCAUAUCUCGAAAAAGUCGUGCAUCUCACGGUCAGCUCUGUGUUUUAUGCGGCUGUGGACGAGUGGGCACAGAUAUUUGCGCUUUUGCCGAGCGUCGAUACAUUGGAAUUGAGCGUGUGCAGGAGUUCUUUGCGGCCUCUGUCACUUGAACACAUUUUUCACGCACUUGCCCGGUGCUUUGUCGAAGACAAGAGCUUCCCUACUCUCAUCCCACUACCGAAGCUGUCGACUUUGACACUGAACACGACCAUUGACGCCAGCACAAUCUCAAUACGAAACGAAAUUCUGCCGUGCCUGAGCUUGCGCGCGUUUGCGGAGGCAAACUCGCUCCGCACGAUCUGCUUAGAGGGAUUCGAGGCGAUUCCCUCCCUAGACAGACAAUUGCGAGAAGUAGUCGGCGCCGUGGCGUGGAAAGAUACUUGA
Peniophora sp. CBMAI 1063 is the source of this 1692-nucleotide messenger RNA. Lineage: Eukaryota; Fungi; Basidiomycota; Agaricomycetes; Russulales; Peniophoraceae. The record is from the annotation of a GenBank genome assembly.